Messenger RNA from Poeciliopsis prolifica (blackstripe livebearer), 6264 nucleotides. RefSeq names its product cell adhesion molecule 1b (gene cadm1b). The record is from RefSeq and is a predicted model, not a curated record. The transcript is spliced from 11 exons. Lineage: Eukaryota; Metazoa; Chordata; Actinopteri; Cyprinodontiformes; Poeciliidae. The coding region runs from base 156 to 1418 and encodes 420 amino acids. Gene Ontology annotation, molecular function: signaling receptor binding. Gene Ontology annotation, cellular component: synapse; plasma membrane; neuron projection. Gene Ontology annotation, biological process: detection of stimulus; cell recognition; susceptibility to natural killer cell mediated cytotoxicity.
AGCCCCUCUAUGCCCCCCCGCCUCCUCUCUCUCUAUCUCUCUCUCUUUUUCGCUCUCUCUAUCUUUCUCUCUCUCCGCCCCUCGUGUGUCUACAUUUCCAUCCCAUGGCCGUCUCUAGGUGAUUUAGCGCCGCCAGUCUCAAGCAGGUAUCCAACAUGGCGAUCACGGGGAGCGGAUCUCUCGCUAUUUCUUUCUCUGUUUUCAUGAUUUCAGCGGCGUUUCUUCACAAAGGAGCUGCUGAAACCGUGACAGUUGACAGCCAGAACCUGGCGACUGACAACGUGUCGGUGAUCGAGGGAGAGACGGCCACCAUUAGCUGCCGAGUGAGGAACAACGACGACUCCGUCAUCCAGCUGCUGAACCCGAACCGACAGACCAUCUACUUCAGAGAUCUGAGACCUCUCAAGGACAGCCGGUUCCAGCUGGUGAAUUUCUCUGACAACGAACUCCGGGUGUCUCUGUCCAACGUAUCGCUCUCCGACGAGGGACGCUACGUGUGCCAGCUCUACACAGAUCCUCCUCAGGAAGCCUACGCAGACAUCACCGUCCUGGUCCCGCCAGGCAGCCCCAUCAUCGAGAGCCGAGAGGACGUGGUCAGCGAGGGGAACGAGACGGAGCUCACCUGCAUAUCCAUUGGCAGCAAGCCGGCCGCCUCCAUCAGAUGGAUGAAGGGGGAGGACGACCUGACAGCUGAAACAACAGUGGAGGAGACGUAUGACAGGAUGUUUACCGUCACCAGCCGGGUGAGGUUUUCUGUCACCAAAGAGGAUGAUGGAGUGCCGGUGGACUGCAUCGUUGACCAUCCAGCUGUAAAGGACCUUCUGGCUCAAAGACACUUGGAAGUGCUCUAUAAACCCGAGGUGAAGAUCGUGGUGACAUAUCCUGAUGGGUUAACAAGAGAGGGCGACAAUCUUGAUUUGACAUGUAUCGCUGAGGGGAAACCACACCCCCAUCAGAUCAACUGGCUCAGAGUGGACGAAGACGUGCCACCGCACGCCGUGGUCACCGGCUCCGAUCUCUUGAUCGAGAACCUGAACAAGUCGUACAACGGCACCUACCGUUGCGUGGCGUCGAACGCCGUGGGCGAGGCUUACGACGACUACGUCCUGCACGUGUACGAUGCUCCCACUACUAUCCCCACACCCACCACCAACCCAGACAACACGCAAGACCCCAAAGCCAGCGAGGGGGCACCGCAGAAAAUCGACCACGCCGUCAUCGGUGGAGUGGUCGCCGUCGUGAUGUUUGCGAUCCUCUGCGCGCUCAUUGUGCUCGGCCGGUACUUCGCCAGACACAAAGGAACUUACUUCACGCACGAAGCCAAGGGAGCGGACGAUGCGGCCGACGCCGACACGGCAAUCAUCAACGCAGAGGGGGGCCACAACAACACAGACGAGAAGAAGGAGUACUACAUCUAAACCAGACGGGCCUGAAGUGAUGGUUGGGGACGCGGUGGGAGCACUGCGUCCAGCGUUGAUGGGGUAGUAGGACGGCUUGGGUUAGGGGUAAAAGAAGAAGGGGAGAGGAGGAGGGAAGUAGGAAUGGCGUCGCCGCGUGGGAAGAAGAGGCGUUCUAUGUCCGACCCUUCCUUGGACUGCCGGGUCCUAUUCUGUACAGUAUAAUUAUUUUACAGAAAAUUUUGUGCCUUGUUCUAUUUCUUUUGUCGGUUCGUUGGUUUCUAUUCACAUGCUUGUUGGAUUGGAUUCUUUCUCCAUGUGCUCUACUUGAUCCUUUGUUGCGUUUGGCUUUCAGAGGAGAUAGAAAGGGGUCUGGUGUUUGUCAGUGUGUGCUACAACUAGCUUUUAGCUCAUGUAACCAGAUAUAUGAGAGGCCAGCUCACUCACACUUUUGUUCACUUUCUUUUUUUCUCUCUUUCUCUCCAGUUGCUUAUUACAUGAAACCCAGUAUCGUCAAAGUUCUGUGGUGCCUCCCAAGUUCAUCACAUUUAGAUGCAGGUCUGAUUGGUUCUGACGAUUACCUGCACACACACGCACACACGCACACACGCAACCCCCCCUUCAAAUUCAGACUCACUGUUGAUUACUUGCGUAACCGUUUUGAGUAGUCAUGCCUUUCUUUGAAUGUAUUUGCUACAGGAGUGAGUUAGAGUCACUUAUACAUAUGGGGUUUCAAAUCGAGUUGCGAAAUGCGACCUAUCCCUAACGUAACGCAGAACUUUAUUUUGAACCACAUUCCUGAAACGUCUCACUAUUUUCAUCAGAUUUAUUCGACAAGCUCUCCAAAGUCAGUGGCACCUAAUUCCAUCCGUUCCUGCAGUCGAUGCCAUGUUGUUUCUAUAAAGGGAUGUUUAUCUCUUUUUUUUUUCUUUAUUUUCGUCCCCAGGGUUAAUUAAGAUGAAGUAUUUGCCAAUACAGAGUUUUGAUCUAAUACUUGCAUUUCUUUACAGCCAGAUUUUGAGUUGUACACUGCCUAUCUCCACUAAAUUAACGUUUAAAGAAAUGCCACGUAUGUAUCUAUCUGAAUGUUCCACGAAAAAAUGGAAUAAAAUCCUUUGGGUUGGUGACCCAGAGCGGUAAAUUCAGUCGCUGUGCAAUUGUUUCUGCGUCACCGCUGUCCCUUUGAAGCUCUUUUACUUGUAGUUUCCUGUUGGAGCUAGCAUGAGGAACAUUUGGGCGUUUCACCACCAUCUCGACAAAUACUCGAACUGCCAACUUUGCAGGAUACAGCUGAACGAUUUUUGUUUUCCACUAAAAGACAGCUAAUUGGCUGCAAACCUUUCUUCACGACAUUCACUCCUCCCGCUCGGCUCCUUUCACGCAUCCGACGUAAAGCCCGUGUAGGUAGGCGAGAACACGAACAGCUGAGUGCAAAAACCAGAACAAUGCUUGGGAUCGGGUCGACCUCCAUUUUGAGAAACUAAUCUAGUUUGUCAUAAGACAUCAUGUGUUUCCAUUUGUUAAACCUUUCAUCUCCUACGUCAUGAGUCAAUUGUUGGUUCUUUGUUGUAAAAUUGUCAGUUUCAUUUGAAAAGUUGGUCUUUAUCCUCAUCCUGUGGCCAACUUUAUUUAAUACUCAUCCUGGAAUCUGUCAGGUUUAGUUCACAGAGGCAUUUGUCAGUUGCAUUAAUGCCGCAGCAUCUUCUCAAAAAUAUUUCUGGAAGAUAGUUAUCUUUUAAGCAACACUAAUGUGCCAUGAUAGUGAGGCAAAGGUUGUUCAGCUUCUUUCAUUUUCAUGUUUUUGUCUGGUAUUGACAAAGAAAUAUGUAUGAAACAACAGAUUGUGAAACGGUUAAAAUUAAUGGAAAGACACUUUACUGUUAGAGACUGACACUGUAAUAUUUAGUAUCAAGGUGCAUAUACUGGACCUUAAACACUUUAGCAAAAUUAUUCUAAUUAGCUGUAACAAGUUGCUACCUGUUUAAGUAGCAAAUUAGGAUAUUUGUCUCAAUUAGCUAAGCAGAAAAUUCAGUAAAUCAGCUAGCUAGUUUAAGUACAUCGAUUCUAGCUAAUUUAGUUAAAAAGUCAAAGGAGUAAAUUAGCUGCACAACCUGAAUAUCUGAUUAGCUAAUAAUAAUAAUAAAUAAUAACAAUAAAAAUAAUAAUAAUAGGAACCCAGUUUGGUAGUUUUCUAGAUCGUCUGUUUAGCUAAUUAAACUGAACUAGCUAAACUGAUUUAGCUAGUUAGCUGUGUUUGACCUAUUGAACAGAUUAGCUAUUUUAAUCAAAUUAGCUUAGCAGCUAAUUUAACCAUCAAAUCAGCUAACUAAAGUUAAUAAGCUGCUUAACUAUCCAUCCACAUUGCCUAGUGUGGAUGGGACACAUCUGGUGCUAGGCUACACGCUAACGCCGGGUGUGUGAUGCGAUCUGGUGACAAGCUAGCCGCUACCGUAGAGCCUGCUGGCUAUCUGAAUACCUGAGCUAAAUUAGCUGUUGAGCUAACUCGCCUACACUCUGAAACAUCAUUUAUCUUUGUUGGCUUAUAAAAUCCGACUUCACCAAGUGUUACGUCACGCUAAAACAGACAGCUGGCAGUUCUUCGCUAGCUCAAACUGUCCCCAUCUUCAUCUUUCCAUGCAGACGAACGGCACCAAAUACAACGAGUCUUUGUGCACAUUCCAUAAACAAAGCUGGAAAGUCGUCUCCACAAAAUGUCCCUCCUUAUCUGCUGGAAGAAAACUAAACCGAUGUCACUUUCAAUGAAAUAAAAACACAAAAACUACCCACGAGUGUUUGGCUUUGAAGUCCUUGCCGACCAAUUUUUGUUUCUUAUUCUGUUGUUCUUGUCGGUUUCCGACUUAAAAGGCCUUUCAGGCACUGCAAGUAUGAGUCCGAUAAAUUUUCCUCUGUGCAAAUACUUUAUCUUUGGGCUUUCUUUGAUAAUUACUAAGGCCAAAAGACUUCACUUGGGGAAGCUCCAAUUUUAGUUCUUUAUCUUUUAUUUGUCUUUUUAUUUUUUCCCCUGUCAUCUUGUAGCCUCCAACCAUGGCAGAGAAAUGGCACAGUGCUACAAUUUAUCUCUCCUUUUCGCCAACCCCAAUCAAACAUUGUGAACUUUACACAUUCUACGCCUCUCCGGCUCACAGCUCGAAGAGCAAAACUUGUUUGGCAAUUAACAGGACACUUUAUUGUAUUGUCUGAAGAAGAAGAACAACAACAACAAGAUGAGUAAGGAAGAAAAAAAAGACCAGAUAAAAACGAAUAACCACUGCCUUAAACAGACCUCUUGAUACGUAUGAUAAUGAAACAAAAUAAAAAUGACUAAAGAAUAAAGUGAAGGACAUAUUGUAGUGCCUUCUGAUCUGGAGGCAUAUGGUUAGGAUCAUACUCUAAGCUUGUACAUAUAUCUGUCCUUUCUAACUUUCAGGCCAAUACUCAGCCAAGUUGUCUGUUCAUGCACUAUCAUCUCAUAUCCUGGAUUUUUAGAUCUAAAUGAUAAAUAAAUCAAAUUCAUUCAUUUUUGAAAGUAAAAUAUUUCGAGAUCAUUUUUUGUGAUUUUUUUUUUAAUUUUUUGUGUGUGUGCAGUGGGGCCGAUAUUUAUAAAAGGAAAAUUCAAUUUGGCCUUAAGUAUUUAGUCGCCUUUACUGCGUUUGCUAUUUAUUUGAAUAUUUCCUGGGUGAAGGCUAAGCAGCUUUCAGAGAGGACUCCAGCGCUAAAGGCUAGAUAAUAAGCUAGAGUAAAAAACAAAUUAAUAUAUCUCUCUUUUUGUCGUUGUUUCUGGAUUGUGGAGUUGCGGUGUCAUGGAAACAGCUAUGCGCAUGACAAAUGUUUUUCUGGGCUUUGAUAUUUAUCUUAAAUGGAAACUGUCGCUUUUGAUGGAUUAACUUUGAGAAAGGCAGUGGUAGGAAGAGGGGGGGGGAAAUCAUUUUAAUCCAAUUUUUCAUUUAUAUUUCUUACAUGAUGUGUAGUAUAUAUUUUUUCCUUCACUCUCUCAGGUUCAUGAGUGUUACUAUAGUUGUGUUAUUUUUUUUUAUUUUUAUUUUUUGCAUCUCAGGUAGAUUGCAAACUUUAAGCCCCGAGUAUAUAUAUAUAGAUAUAUAUAUACAUAUAUGUAUAUAUAUACGCUGUAGUACCACAGGUAUCGGAAGACGUAACGAAAAUCACAAGAUGUACAUGUUCCUCUCAGUUGUACAUGUUUCUGUGUUUAAUAUGGUGCACUGUUACGGUAAAUGUUAAAUAUUAUUUUGCAUAGGCCUAGUUCACGAGGAAAACUAGAUUCGUUAAGCAGCUGAAAACGAUGUACAGUCGGUGUUAACGAAACCACGACGAUGUUCUCGACACUUCCCCCACCGUUUGCGUUCUGUUCGCGCGGUGCGAGCCAGCUAGUGACCUUAGGAUCUUCUCACAGCCCUCCGGCAUCUGUCUGCAUUGUGCAUCGCUUUUCUUAUUUAGAAGAUGGUGUGUUUACUGUGACAUGAAGUUUUAUGAAUGAUCUGUAACCUCUUGGGCGUCUGGAUGAAACUCGUGGUUUUAAAGCCUGGGGAGGGAGGAAGAGGAAGGAGAGAAGAGACCGGGGGGGCAGGGGGGGCGGGGAAGCUGAUCGUUUUUUUAAACCCCUAGAUUGGUUGUUUAGGUUGUUGAAUCUUGAAUUUAUUAUUGUUUUGUUCCCAAGUGAAGUUUUUUUUUUGUUUCAUUUUUGUUUGUUUUCUUGUUUUUUGUUUUUUUUGUGUUGUGAAGAGGAAGUUUUUUUUUUGUUGUUUUUUGUUUUCAUUUGACCAUAAAUAUUUUGUAUUGGUUCAUGCCAACAUUUUUACAAAAGAAAAAAAAAAUCUGAAGAGUUCUUGUCUUAAUAAAAAGAUAUCAAUGU